Molecule: messenger RNA, 2002 nt
Organism: Vicugna pacos (alpaca)
Lineage: Eukaryota; Metazoa; Chordata; Mammalia; Artiodactyla; Camelidae
Product: tripartite motif-containing protein 60-like
Molecular function (GO): zinc ion binding; protein binding
Source: RefSeq, a predicted model, not a curated record
AAUUUGUGAUAGAGCUACAAGCAGUGAACCUACUUGCCCUUCAAGCUGAGGUGCAGGGGGCUAGACAGGACUUCAGUGGCUGCUCGGCAGGCUGGUCCAGUGACACCCAGAGCUGGUCAAUCUGCGAUCUCUGAGCGAGGAUAGCUCCUCCUCCUCUGGGCUUGAGCUUGAGGCCAGCCUUGCCAAAGGGAGCAUUGUUGUGAUAAGACUCCAUGGAGUUUGUGACAGCGCUAGUACAGCUCCAGGAGGAGUCUAGCUGCCCCAUCUGCCUGGACUACUUGAAAGACCCAGUAACGAUCAACUGUGGGCACAACUUCUGUCGCUCAUGCAUCAGCAGGACUUGGAAGGGCCUGGGUGCUCCCGCCCACUGUCCUGUCUGCCGUCUUUGCUUUCGAGGCAGGAACAUCAGGAGCAACUCCCAGCUCAGCCAUUUGACUGAAAUUGCUAAGCUGCUGCAGAUCAGAAGGAGCAAGAGGAAGAGGCAGGAAGAGAGUUCCAUGUGUGAGAAGCACAACCAGCUUCUGACUCUUUUUUGUGGGAAGGACCUAGAGGUUUUAUGUACACGGUGCAGUUUCUCCAUUCAGCACCAGAAACACUACAUUUGCCCCAUUAAGAAAGCUGCCUCUCAUCACAGGAAAAUUCUGGAAUGUACCAUUAAGCCCUUGAAGGAUAAUAUGGAACAAGUUGAAAAAGUGCUAACUCUGCAAGCCAGCAAAUCAGUUGAACUGAGAAAGCAGGUGAAAUACAGGAGAGAAGAAAUACAUUCUGAAUUUGAGCAACUUAGACUAUUUCUACAAAAUCAGCAAGAGGAUAUUCUUCGGCAGAUGGAAGAUGAAGAGAUGGAGAUUUUAGCAAAACUAAAUGAAAACUUUGUAACAUUUACAGAUCAUGUUUCCUCAUUGAAACAUCUGCUGAGGGAGGUAGAGGGUAAGUGUGUGCAGUCAGACCUGGAAGUACUGAGGCAGGCUAAGAGUAUCCACCACAGGUAUCAAAACCUAACCCCUCCUGAACACUUUUCAUUCCAACUAAAGAAAUAUGGGUUUAGCCUUCCUCCACAGUAUUCUGGCUUUGACAGAAUUAUCAAGCCAUUUCAAGUAGAUGUGAUUCUAGACCUUGAAACAGCACAUCCGCAGCUUAUUGUCUCUGAGGAUAGAAAAAUUGUGCGAUAUGAGAAGAGAAAACAAAGCCCUUGUUAUAACCCAAGGAGAUUUUAUCUCUGCCCUGCUGUCCUGGGUUGUAACAGAUUCCAUUCUGGUAGGCAUUACUGGGAGGUAGAAGUGGGAAACAAGCCUAAAUGGACAUUGGGGGUGUGUCAAGACUGGUUUCCUAGGAGCUGGCGGAGUCAGCCGGUGGUUGAGGGGGGAUUCUGGGCAAUUGGGCGGUGUGCUGAGAGUAUUUAUGUUGUGUCGGGUCCUAAGAGAAACCGUCUCCUGCCCAUGGUAGGACCCAGUAAGAUUGGCAUUUUUCUGGACUAUGACUUGGGUGAGGUUUCCUUUUACAAUCUGAGUGACAGAUCUCUUCUCUAUAGUUUCAGUGAUUCAUUUACAGAAGCCAUUUGCCCCUACUUCUAUACUGGAAUCGAUUCGGAACCUCUUAAAAUAUCUUCAGUAACAGAUGAUGAAAGUUGAAGUACCUGGGAAACAGUACAGCGUCAGUGUUUAGCGGCAACUUAGGGAAUUUAGCUUCAGUAAUCCUGGGACUGUUUUUAAGGAUUGCUGCUGAAAACCAGAAUAGAUUUGUAGUCUGCGUUUUCAGUAACAAUAAAAACAUGGUAGUAAUGCCAAUUUCAUAGGUAUUAUAGGUAUCAGUUUUCAAGUUCUGUGGAUUUCUAAGAUGAAGUAGUUGAGAAUUAUAUUACUUGACACAUCCAAUAAAUGAUUUGCUGUUGAAAUUGCCCGUAAAUCGUUUUUUAGUUACAGUUAUUUCUUUACUAUGAUAUAAAUUUUGUCAACAGUCCUCCUUACCAUAUACCUACCUUUCUUUUUAGUGGAUUUUUCUGUUU